This is a messenger RNA of Triticum urartu, 4487 nucleotides long. Its product is annotated as F-box protein At5g07610. Gene Ontology annotation, molecular function: protein binding. Lineage: Eukaryota; Viridiplantae; Streptophyta; Magnoliopsida; Poales; Poaceae. The record is from RefSeq and is a predicted model, not a curated record.
GUCACACUCCCGUCGAGUGGGAUCCUCCUACCUAGGUUUCACUCCCCCACAUCCCUCUGCCCUGCUCGACGGCGUCGCCGCCGUUUUUCUGCCGCCGCCGCCAUGUCCGUCCCCGCGGAAGGCCGAGCUUCAUCUCGUCUCCGGUCUUCCCCUUCUCCCCACAGCGACGGCAGGACGGCGGUCGAGAGACUCACCGACGACCUCCUCGUCGAGAUCCUCUCGCGCGUCCCGGCCAAGUCGCUCUGCCGCUUCAAGUGCGUCUCCAACCACUGGCUGACCCUCAUCGACCACCCCGAACACCGCAAGAAGCUCCCCCAGACACCGGCCGGCUUCUUCUACGGCAGCGCCAUCACCGGCGACUGGCUUCUGAAAUCCCCUGUCCAUUUCACCGAUUUCCCGGGGAGACGCUCCCCUCCGUUCGACACCUCUUGCACCUUCAUGCCCAACCAUCGGCGCGUCGAUAUAUUGGACUGCUGCAGCGGCCUCCUACUCUGCCGCGGGUACGAUGUCUCCGCCCAGGGUGAUGGGUUCCGCUAUAUCGUGUGUAAUCCUGCCACGGAGAAGUGGGUCGUGUUGCCGAACUCCGGCAAGGCCGCCAGCGAGGUGGCCACCACACGCUUGGGCUACGAUCCUGCGGUGUCUUCGCAUUUCUAUGUGUUUGAGUUGGUAAAUGAGCAGGAGUUUUAUUGGGAUCCUGACAUUGUCGGAGUGGCAGUAUAUUCGUCUGAAACCGGAGGAUGGGUUUAUAAGGAAAAGAAAUGGAACGCACAAAUCAGGCUCAUUGACCAUCGGUUUGCAUCUGUCUUCCUUAACGGCUAUCUACAUUUUGAAGCCGAUUGUCGCGGGUCGUCCCCUUGUCUAGCUGUGGUGGACACGGAGGGGGAAACAUGGAUGAACUUCGGUGUCCCUGAUGGUCUGUUUGAUGGUUUUAUUCAGUGGUCACAGGGCCGCCUGCAUUAUGCCAAUUUUCAGAGAGAUGAAGAUGGUUUUACCAUCGUAGUAGUUUAUGUUCUCGAGAACUAUCAAAGCAGAGAAUGGGUAUUGAAGCAUAGCGUCAAAACUUCAUACAUAAUUGAAGCACCUCUACUUGAAUGGGUAGAUUUCCACCUUGAUCGGGACUUUGAUUGGAUUGCGAUUCAUCCAGAAUGCAACAUGAUAUUUUUCACUACUAGUUGGGAUGCCACAUUCACGUGCUAUAAUAUGGAUAGCAGACAAGUCAAACUGAUCUCUGGUCUUGAAGUUCACGAGCCGCCAUAUAUGCCAUAUGUGCCGCUGUAUGCAGAGUUACAGUCAUUGCACAUUUGACAUCAAUAUGAGACUGUUGGUGCCUUAAGGAGUGGAUCUUUGACAAGCAUCAUCAGUUUCUCAUGCUAUGUGAUAGCGGGCUUGGUAUGUCUGCUUGAAUUGGGCUCUCUGACUGAUGUAUCCAUGCUUUUAUGUUUGGAGAAACCGUGGUUCAUCGUGGAAUGAACUUGGUCUAUUUCUCUGUGAUUAGUUAUCUGACUUUGCACUGAACUUUCUUAUCUCCGUACUGGUUUGUGCAUAUGUAUGUAUUUGGACAACUGCUACCUCUAUGUAUUCGGUCAACUUUGCGUAGUGUUUGAGCGAAUGUACUAUGACCAUUUAGUAAAAGACAUGAUCAAUGGUUAUCAUGCAGGUUAACUUUAUAUCUUCUAUUAGCGAGCUGUGGUUGGAUUGUAAUGUUCAUGAUAUUGUUAGGUUUUUUAAGUGCUCCAGGAAAUUAGCAAUAUGCUAUCUUUGCUUGUGCCUUUUGCUCAGGUAGGUAUAGCUUAAAACAGUCUUAAUUAAGCAACGCCGUUCACUUUCCAUGCUAGUUUUGCUCCUUGUUUUACUAAGAUACCUGUAAUGUUGCACAUGGCUCUGCGUAGUUGCUGGGCUACGGUUCCGUCUUCCAACCUUGCAAGACAAACUGGAGCUAUCCUGGUCUUACUGUAAUCCUGUUGUUAGCUUGUCUCUGGUGUUCAGGAAACUUUCUCUGGUGACUUGAAUGAAGUUAGAAGGUACUAUGAUCAUUAUGUGAAGACAUGAACAAGGAUUACCAUGCCGCUUAAACUUCUCUUGAGCACCAUCAUGCAACUUAAUUUUUAUCUUCUAGUUGCAGCCAUGGGAAAUUUUAAGCAUCUUAUAGGCAGUGAUUUAGUAAGGGCCACUUGUAUGCUAGCAAUAUAAUGUGUGAAAUUCUGUUGAUGAUGUAACACCGCGAAUCAUUUCUCUUUACUGCUAAUGGUUUGGAAUUAAAAUAUUUAUUGCUAUGUGUUAGUGAAACACUUUUGAUGAGUACAUGUCGCUUCCUCUGAUCAUAAUGUUGUUAGCGGAACAUUGCCAAGCUAUCCUUGGAUCAUAAUGUUUAUUGUUUUGUUAGUUUUCUGAACAUAAAGUUGCUCCAGUAGACCAUGAGCUUCUAGUUAUACUAGGAUGCCUGUAAUGUUGGAUGUCUAGUCAGUAAAACCUGGGAUCAUUUUUCUGUUGGACGAAGGGGUCAGUUUAUUAGGUAACAGCAGCACAGGUCAGCAUGCCAGGGUCACUUAACAGUUGGCCAUAGGUUCAGUUUAACUUCUGAGUUGGUCAGCGGAGUGCGCCUUCCCCUCUAUGGCAGUGCCAUUGUCAAGUGGAAUAAAUACCAAGAAUCUUUCAAGAAAUUGUGUUUGCUUGUGGGUAUUUAACUAUUUAUUCAUGUAGGUAGGUUCAAAUAGCGUGCAAUAAGCAAUGUUGUACACUUCCCAUGGCAGUCUUUCACAUAGUUUACUGGUGAGACAUCCCUUUUAUUAUAUGAUGUCUGUAAUGAUGCACAUACGCUCUGUCCAGUCCAGUGCAGCUUUGCAGCGUUGUUUCUGAAUUUUGAUUUUUGACGUCAUAUAACACUUGAGCAGCAAGUGGCUGUAUUGACUCUCUGUAGCAGCAAGGUUCCGGUUUCAGCCUCAAGCAUCCAAGGCAAAACUGAAACUAUCCUUGUAUUCCUAGUAUAUAUUCAGCCUCCAGCCUCCAAAUUUGCACGUCAUAUAUUCAGUCCCUUUCAUAUUUUAGUGAAAUGAAAAUGCCUUCUUUCCUCCAUGUUAGUGCCAUUCUUACGUGGAACCAAAUUUAUGUUCUUCACUGUUGGGCAGGAUCUCACAUUCAUUAUGGAGUGAACAUGGUUAUUUCUCUGCGAUUAGUUACCCAAAUUUGCGCUGAACUUUCUGUUGUCUGUACUAGUUUCUGCUAUUCAGUCAAUUCCACAUAGUUUUUAAGCGAAGAUGAUCAUGUAGUGAUAGACAUGAUCAAUGGUAUCGUAUAGCUUAAAUUUAAAUAUUCUGUUUGCAGCCAAGGGAAGAUAAGCAUCUUUAUUGAAAUUUAUUUAGUAAAUGGUCCCUUGUCUGCUAGCGAUGUAAUAUUUCAAAUUCUGCUACUGAUAUAAUGUUUGAAAUCAUCAUUUUUCUUUACUGCCAAUGGAUCGAAAAAAAAAACGAUUUACUUGUGUCGUGUUUCAAAUAGAAAUAGUUGUUAGCAGAACAUCAGCAAGCUGUGCUUGGAUUGUAAUGUUCCAUUGUUUUGUUAGGAAUUUAAUUUUCUGAACAAAAAGUGCUACAGAGGACUAGGGAUAUGCCAUCUUUGCUUACAUUUUUUGUUCAUGUAGGAAGCUUAAAAGAGCCUAAUAAAUAAGCAAUGCCCUUCAUCUUCCAUGUUUGUCUUGCUUCUAGUCUUACCAUGAUAUAUGUAAUGUUGUGCAUAUGCUCCAGUCCAAUGCAGCACUGCAGCAGCAUUUCUGAAUUUCGACUCUUGAUGUCACGGCUCUUUGUAGCAGCAGGCCUCUGGUGUCAGCUUGAAGCCUCCAGGAUAAACUGAAACUAUCCUUGUGUUCCUGAUGACUGGUGUACAGGAACAAGAUUUUUUUUUUUGAUUCUGUGGUGGAUAGAUGGUAAGAAGACACUUCAUGCGGAGUUUGUCAUCUCAUUAACCGACCGAUCCGAUCUUUGCAGGUAAUUAACGUUAAUCACAUCAAAUCAAGGUGCAGAUAAGCUGUGCCGGAAGAUCUCUGAAUUGGCUACAUAGCAGCAGAUCUCCUCUACUGUAGGGCAUCUGACAAGAGUGGAAUCCUCCAACCGGUGCAAUAUGUGGGCCCUCAAGCUCCUGCCUAAGAUAUGCAUAUUCUGUCGGCGCUUUGCCCAGAGCGGAAGCCAACUGGAGACCUUCUCAAAAUCACUAUGGAUGGCGCUUUCGAUGAAUAAGGUGGAGGUGGUGGUUCCCUGGUUGGGGCUUCUAGAUUUGAGACCACGACGGCGCUGUCCAAUCAUCAUUGAAAGGCCAAGUACCUCUUGCUUUUUUGUUUUUGAGAAUCAACUACCUCUUGCUCUUGCUUAUGAACUUGUGGUCAGUAUUUAUUUAGGGAAACUUGUGGUUGAGUUUGUAAGAGCAUCUCCAAUAGCAUGUGUAUAUUUGGAUGUCUAUAUAUUCAUAUAGACAAUGGUCUAAAAUGAUUCCUUUAUAUA